AUGCCGCUCUUUGCUGUGGAGGGCUUUGUUGAACUUUUCACAUUCAGGGGUUCUUUAUUUAAAAUUUUGUCUCUCACUGCCAUUUUUCCCUCCCAGACUGAGAAUAUAGAGGUCACACUUCCUUUAGAGGACCAUUUGGAAGGAAAAGUUGGUGUUAAGACCUACAACGAUUACUUCACAGCCGGUGCUCAAUGGUUUAGCCUCAUUUUCCUUAUUUUAGCGAACAUCGCAGCUCAGGUUGCCUACGUCCUGCAGGACUGGUGGCUUGCAUACUGGGCGAAUUUACAAAGUGCCCUGUAUUUUGGGGCAUAUGAAAGAGGAGAGACAGUUGUGAUGCUUGAUCUGAACUGGUAUUUAGGCACCUAUUCAGGGUUAACUAUAUCUACCAUCCUUUUUGGCAUCACAAGGUCUCUGUUGAUAUUCUACAUCCUUGUUAAUUCUUCACAAACUUUGCAUAACAAAAUGUUGAGGUCCAUUUUGAGAGCUCCAGUAUUGUUCUUCUAUAGAAAUCCAAUAGGAAGGAUUUUAAAUCGCUUCUCAAAAGACAUUGGGCAUAUGGAUGACUUGCUGCCCCUGAUAUUUCAAGAUUUCAUCCAGACAUUUCUUCUUGUUGUUGGUGUGGUGGGCGUGAUGGUGGCUGCGAUUCCUUGGACUGCUAUACCUGUGAUUCCCCUUGGCAUCAUUUUCUUUGUCCUCCGGUGGUAUUUCUUAAGGACGUCACGAGAGGUGAAACGCCUGGAAUGUACAACUCGGAGCCCAGUGUUUUCCCACUUAGCAUCUUCUCUGCGGGGACUCUGGACCAUCCGGGCAUACAAAGCUGAACAGAGGUUUCAGGAGCUGUUCGACACAUAUCAGGAUUUGCACUCAGAGGCUUGGUUCCUGCUUUUGACGACAUCCCGAUGGCUCGCUGUGUAUCUAGAUGUCAUCUGUGCCAUCUCUGUCACCGUUGUUGCCUUUGGGGCUCUGAUUCUGGUAGAAACUUUGGAUCUCGGGCAGGUUGGCCUGGUGCUGUCUCUCACAUUCACACUCACGAGGAUGUUCCAGUGGUGCGUCAGGCAAAGCGCCGAAGUGGAGAAUAUGAUGAUUUCAGUAGAAAGGGGGAUUGAGUAUACAGACCUUGAGAAAGAAGCACCCUGGGAACUUGAGAAUCGUCCACCGCCAUCCUGGCCCCAUGGAGGAGAGAUUGACUUUUAUUAUAUUAACUUCAGGUACAGCUUGGAUAGGCCUCUGGUACUGAAGAACCUGAGAGUACCCACUGUCCCAAGAGAAAAGCUUGGCAUUGUAGGAAGAACAGGGGCUGGAAAAAGUUCCCUCAUCGCUGCCCUUUUUAGACUGUCAGAACCUGAAGGUGGUGUUUGGAUUGAUGAAAUCAGGACAAGAGAUAUUGGACUUCAUGAUUUAAGGAAGAAAAUGUCAGUUGCACUUCAGGAAGAACAGGGGCUGGAAAAAGUUCCCUCAUCGGCUGCCCUUUUUAGACUGUCAGAACCUAAAGGUGGUGUUUGGAUUGAUGAAAUCAGGACAAGAGAUAUUGGACUUCAUGAUUUAAGGAAGAAAAUGUCAGUUGCACUUCAGGAACCUGUUUUAUUCACUGGAACAAUGAGGAAAAAUCUGGAUCCCUAUAAUGAGUAUUUGGAGGAGGAACUGUGGAAUGUCUUAGAAGAGGUACAACUUAAAGAAGCCAUCAAAGCUCUUCCUAGUGGAUUGAAUACUGAAUUAGCAGAAUCAGGAUUCAACUUGAGUAUUGGACAGAGACAACUAGUGUGCCUUGCCAGGGCUGUUCUCAGGAAAAAUCAGAUAUUGAUUCUUGACAAAGCCACAUCCAAUGUGGAUCCAAGAACUGAUGAGUUAAUACACAAAAAAGUUCGUGAGAAAUUUGCCCAGUGCACUGUGCUAACCAUCACACACAAGUUGAGCACCGUUAUUGACUGUGAACGGAUACUGACAGUUUCUGGAAUGUCACCCCCUCCACCUACUUCACAUGCAUUGUCAGAUGGAUCAUCAGUGGGGACACUGAGUAGAUAUCAGGCUGUCAGCAUUGAAGCAGUGCCUGUAGCCUCACUCACUGAGCUGGACAUGCAUAGGAGUGAGCUCCAAGGAGUCCGACGACAGGAGUGGGGCAUCCCCAACCAAAGGGAUGUUCUAGGCUCCAGCAGUGUAGCCAGUUGUCUGGACUAG
Capra hircus (goat) is the source of this 2175-nucleotide messenger RNA. Its product is annotated as multidrug resistance-associated protein 4-like. The transcript has 17 exons. Gene Ontology annotation, cellular component: plasma membrane. Gene Ontology annotation, molecular function: ATP binding; ATP hydrolysis activity; ABC-type transporter activity. The coding region runs from base 1 to 2175 and encodes 724 amino acids. Gene Ontology annotation, biological process: transmembrane transport. NCBI's taxonomy places the organism in Eukaryota, Metazoa, Chordata, Mammalia, Artiodactyla, Bovidae. The record is from RefSeq and is a predicted model, not a curated record.